AUGUCUCACCGUAAAUUCUCGGCACCUCGCCACGGUUCUAUGGGUUUCACCCCCAAGAAACGUUCAGCCCGUUUCCGUGGUAAGGUAAAGGCCUUCCCCAAGGAUGAUCCCUCCAAGCCCAUCCACUUGACCGCUUUUCUCGGCUAUAAGGCUGGCAUGACCCACAUCGUCCGUGAUGUCGACAAGCCUGGAUCCAAGGUCCACAAGAAGGAAGUUGUUGAGGCUGUCACCAUCAUCGAAACCCCUCCACUUGUUAUCGUCGGUGUUGUUGGAUACAUUGAGACCCCUCGUGGAAUGAGAGCUUUGAAAACCGUCUUCGCCGAACACUUGAGCGAAGAUUGCAAACGUCGUUUUUACAAGAACUGGUAAGCUAUUAGGGUUUGUUUCGGAAUUUAGGUAAAACAUGUGGAAAGCUUUUCUUUUUAAGGGUAAGGCCGAAUUGGCUUGAUUUUUUUGGGGUUACAUGUGGUUUAGAGUAAUGUGAUCUCUGAAGGGCUGUCGAUCACUCCGCUGGGCGUUGUGCUUACGAGUGUCGCCGCACCGGCAAAGAUGGCCCUCCGCUGUCAAUUAUGACAUGAGGGUUCUUAAACAAGCAUCUUUGCAGGUACAAGUCCAAGAAGCGCGCUUUCACCAAGUUUGCCAAGAAAUGGCAAGACCCCGAAGGUCAGAAGAGCAUUGACACCGAUCUCGCCAAGAUCAAGAAAUACUGCUCGGUCGUCCGUGUGAUCGCCCACACUCAGGUAAAUCUUGUGCAAUUGGUUUUGUUUAUGAUUGAACUCCGCUGACCUUUGCGAUUUCAGGUCAAGAUCCUCAAGCACCGCAACAAGAAGGCCCAGAUCAUGGAAAUCCAAAUCAACGGAGGUUCCGUCCCCGAGAAGGUUGACUGGGCUAGAGAACACUUUGAGAAGCAGAUCCCUGUUGAACAGGUAUUCAACCCUGAUGAGAUGAUUGACUGUAUUGGUGUCACCAAGGGUCACGGAUUCAAGGGUGUCACCAGCCGUUGGCACACCAAGAAGUUGCCCAGAAAGACCCACAAAGGUCUCCGCAAGGUCGCUUGUAUCGGAGCGUGGCAUCCUUCCCGUGUCCAGUACACCGUUGCGCGUGCUGGUCAGAAAGGUUUCCACCAUCGUACCGAACUCAACAAGAAGAUCUACAGGAUUGGAAAAUCUGCCCUUACCCCCGAAGGAAAGAAGAACGGUUCGACCGAGUUCGAUAUCACCGCUAAGGACAUCAACCCCUUGGUGAGUUUAUUUGUUGUUUGACCACUUUUGACGCAUAAGAGAUAAACAAAUAAUGAGUCAUUCAUUUGCAGGGCGGUUUCCCCCAUUAUGGUGUAGUCAAGCAGGACUUCUUGAUGAUCCGUGGUUGCUGCAUUGGAUCCAAGAAACGCCCAAUCACCCUUAGAAAGAGUCUGUACGUGUCCAAGAAGAGAACCGCCUCCGAAAAGAUCAGUCUCAAAUGGAUCGAUACCAGUUCCAAAUACGGACACGGUCGCUUCCAGACCAGUGCCGAAAAGAAGGCCUUCCUGGGAAAACUCAAGAAGGACUUCGUCGCCGAAGCCUAA
Bursaphelenchus xylophilus (pine wood nematode) is the source of this 1564-nucleotide messenger RNA. Lineage: Eukaryota; Metazoa; Nematoda; Chromadorea; Rhabditida; Aphelenchoididae. The record is from the annotation of a GenBank genome assembly.